Tupaia belangeri chinensis (Chinese tree shrew) is the source of this 4335-nucleotide messenger RNA. RefSeq names its product spliceosome associated factor 3, U4/U6 recycling protein (gene SART3). Gene Ontology annotation, molecular function: protein binding; RNA binding. The record is from RefSeq and is a predicted model, not a curated record. Gene Ontology annotation, cellular component: nucleus. The coding region runs from base 453 to 3563 and encodes 1036 amino acids. The transcript is spliced from 19 exons. Gene Ontology annotation, biological process: RNA processing. Lineage: Eukaryota; Metazoa; Chordata; Mammalia; Scandentia; Tupaiidae.
GUUAUUUUUAAAUAUUGGUUUGCAGAAUAUUGAGCGUAUAAAACCGGAAAUUCCACACGUGUGUUUAACGCCUACUACCGCGUGAAAGGGACGUGAAAGGGACGAAUCUCCGGGAAAUAGAUUUUUCUCAUGAAUGGUAUAAUAGAUCUUUCCUGGAAGCCAUGGGACUUUAUCUGUGUUGGAGGCUUGGUUGCUGGGUGACUGAACCACACGCCCGUUCUGACUACUAGCGAAGCUUGCAAGCAUUUCCUCCUAGAAUCAGUUUGACCCUCUCAAGAUGGCGCCAAAGCCUCCACUACAGGCAUCACGUUCACCGUACGACUUCCUCUAUGGCUUCCACUUCCGGUCUAAAGACCCCACUUCUGUCCAAAGUUGUGGCGGAAAACAUGCCAUAUUAAUUUGUCUUUUCUCUACUAGAAACUUUAUAGGUAUAUACAAAUAAUGUGAACUACAUGCGUUUUGAAAAUUUCCCGUCAUACCAGGUGCUCAGUUUCCCUUUUUUUUGGCAAGAGAGUGUAGAUUUUGAUCAGGCGAACGCCGCAGCUACCCUCAACUUCUGCCGGUCUUUGGUGACCGAGGGAAGACCCGGGAGUCACUGGAAGCGCAAGAUGGCGACGGCGGCCGCAACCACCGCUUCAGAAUCCGAGGCCGAGCCCAAGGCUGAGCCCAGGGCUGAAGGCGAGGAGGAGGAGGAAGAGGUGAAGGCAGCUAAGACGAGGAGGAAGGCGUUGUCGCGGGCCGUGGCCACCGCGGCGUUCAAGACCAUAGGGCCAGAGUGGGAUCAGCAGGAGGAAGGCGUGAGCGAGAGCGAUGGGGAUGAGGAGUACGCCAUGGCUUCUUCCGCGGAGAGCUCCCCCGGCGAGUACGAGUGGGAGUACGACGAAGAGGAGGAGAAGAACCAGCUGGAGAUCGAGCGGCUGGAGGAGCAGCUGUCCAUCAACGUCUUCGACUACAACUGCCACGUGGACCUGAUUAGGCUGCUCCGGUUGGAAGGGGAGCUCACCAAAGUGAGGAUGGCCCGCCAGAAGAUGAGCGAACUCUUCCCCUUGACUGAAGAGCUCUGGCUGGAGUGGCUGCACGACGAGAUCAGCAUGGCCCUGGACGGCCUGGACCGAGAGCAUGUGUACGAGCUCUUCGAGAAAGCUGUGAAGGAUUACAUUUGUCCUAACAUUUGGCUGGAGUAUGGCCAGUACUCGGUCGGUGGGAUUGGUCAGAAAGGUGGCCUGGAGAAAGUGCGCUCUGUAUUUGAAAGGGCUCUCUCGUCCGUCGGUUUACACAUGACCAAAGGACUUGCCAUCUGGGAGGCCUACCGGGAGUUUGAAAGUGCCAUUGUAGAAGCUGCGCGGCCCAUAGCUGGCUUCCUUUCCCCUUUUGACCGGGAACAAACCUUUGAUUCACAGCUUGAGAAAGUCCACAGUCUCUUCCGGCGACAGCUGGCGAUCCCCCUUUACGAUAUGGAGGCCACAUUUGCAGAGUACGAGGAGUGGUCCGAGGAGCCCAUACCAGAGUCGGUAAUUCAGAGCUAUAACAAAGCACUACAGCAGCUGGAGAAAUACAAGCCCUACGAGGAGGCACUGUUGCAAGCAGAGGCACCGCGGCUGGCAGAGUAUCAAGCAUAUAUCGAUUUCGAGAUGAAAAUUGGGGAUCCUGCUCGCAUUCAGCUGAUCUUUGAGCGCGCCCUGGUUGAGAACUGCCUUGUCCCCGACUUAUGGAUCCGUUACAGUCAGUACCUAGAUCGGCAGCUGAAAGUGAAGGAUCUGGUUCUGUCUGUGCAUAACCGUGCUGUUAGGAACUGCCCCUGGACAGUCGCCCUGUGGAGUCGGUACCUCUUGGCCAUGGAGAGACAUGGAGUUGAUCAUCAAGUGAUUUCUGAAACCUUUGAGAAAGCUUUGAAUGCCGGCUUCAUCCAGGCCACGGACUAUGUGGAGAUUUGGCAGGCGUACCUUGAUUACCUGAGGAGAAGGGUUGAUUUCAAACAAGACUCCAGUAAAGAGCUGGAAGAGUUGAGGUCCACAUUCACACGUGCUUUGGAGUAUCUGAAACAGGAGGUAGAAGAGCGUUUCAGUGAGAGCGGAGAUCCAAGCUGCAUGAUCAUGCAGAACUGGGCUAGGAUUGAGGCUCGACUGUGCAAUAACAUGCAGAAAGCUCGGGAGCUCUGGGACAGCAUCAUGACCAAAGGAAACGCCAAGUAUGCCAACAUGUGGCUUGAAUAUUACAACCUGGAAAGGGCGCACGGUGACACGCAGCACUGCCGCAAGGCCCUGCACCGGGCCGUCCAGUGCACCAGCGACUACCCGGAGCACGUCUGUGAAGUCCUGCUCACCAUGGAGAGGACGGAAGGUACUUUAGAAGAUUGGGAUAUUGCCGUUCAGAAAACAGAAACUCGACUAGCUCGUGUUAAUGAGCAGAGAAUGAAGGCUGCAGAGAAGGAAGCAGCCCUUGCCCAGCAAGAAGAAGAAAAGGCUGAACAACGGAAGAAGGCCCGGGCUGAGAAGAAAGCGACCAAAAAGAAGAAAAAGACCAGAGGCAUAGACAAACGCAAAGCGGAUGAGGACGAGGAGAAGGAGUGGGGUGAUGAUGAAGAAGAGCCACCCUCUAAACGCAGGAGAGUGGGGAACAAUGUCCCCCUGGCUGGAGAAGCAGGAGAUGGAGAUGCAGACCUGGGGCUCACGGGGAAGUGUGUGGCUGUAGACGUCGAUCCCCCUUCUAAGCAGAAGGAGAAGGCGGCCUCCCUAAAGAGAGAUGUGCCCAAGGUGCCUCACGACAGCAGCAAGGACAGCAUCACCGUCUUCGUGAGCAACCUGCCCUACAGCAUGGCGGAACCGGACGCCACUCUCAGGCCGCUCUUUGAGGCCUGUGGGGAAGUGGUGGAGAUCCGCCCCAUCUUCAGCAACCGGGGCGAUUUCCGUGGCUACUGCUAUGUGGAGUUUAAAGAAGAGAAAGCAGCCCUUCAGGCACUGGAGUUGGAUAGGAAGAAUGUGGAAGGGAGGCCAAUGUUUGUUUCGCCCUGCGUGGAUAAGAGCAAAAACCCCGAUUUUAAGGUGUUCAGGUACAGCACUGCCCUGGAGAAACAUAAGCUGUUCAUCUCGGGGCUGCCUUUCUCCUGCACCAGAGAGGAGCUGGAAGAGAUCUGCAAGGCUCACGGUACUGUGAAAGACCUCAGGCUGGUCACCAACCGGGCUGGCAAACCCAAGGGGUUGGCCUAUGUGGAGUACGAAAAUGAAUCCCAGGCGUCGCAGGCUGUCAUGAAGAUGGAUGGCAUGACUAUCAAAGAGAACGUCAUCAAAGUAGCAAUCAGCAAUCCCCCUCAGAGGAAAGUUCCAGAGAAGCCGGAGGCGAGGAAAGCACCAGGGGGCCCUAUGGUGCCACGGCAGAUAUAUGGCGCGCGGGGCAAGGGAAGGACCCAGCUCGCUCUCCUGCCACGGGCCCUGCAGCGUCCAAGUGCCCCAGCUACUCAGGCCGAGAAUGGCCCUGCCUCAGGCCCAGUGGGCCCUACCACCGCAGCCGCUGAGGCGCCCAAGAUGUCUAAUGCCGACUUCGCCAAGCUGCUUCUGAGAAAGUGAACAGGACUCCGAGAGAUGGGAAAUGCCCUACUUCUUGCUGGCCAGGCAGACCGCCCACCACCCAGCGGGACACUGGGUGUCAAGGGCCGGUGCGGUGCCCAUUCCUACACAGACUUAGCUCUGGCUCAGGUGGAGGGUAAAGGGUGUUUCAGGUCAGGAGGCUCAAGUGCUCCCUCAUAUUGAGGGCAAUAUGACAAAAAUGAUCACUCUACAUGCUGGGCCCAGGGUGCAGGGUCCCAAGAUGCUUUUGUGUCAUAAAGAGUGAGGGACAGAAGUGAAACCACAACAGUUUUUGAGAUCCACUUGUCUUUGGCCAGCUCUGGGCCCUUUUUAUAAUAUGACACUUCUCUUACACCCUGCACAGCACAUGUGCCCAUCACUCUUUUAAUUUUUAAAAGAUGAAAUGGCAGAUGCUAGUAAUUCACCAGAAUGGCCUAUUUUAGUAAAAGGGGGGGAUAGGGGAAGUCACAUAAAAAAAUUUGAUGGAUUUUUGUUCAAGGGGCUCUGCGUUUUUAUAUUAUGUAUUUGUAAAUGACACUUCAAGCUGUUGUUAUAUGUUUCCUAAAAGCAAAAUAUUUGCAGCAUUUGUUCUGUAUGAGAAUCCUGUGUGCCACCUGCUGUGAGCCAUUUUCUUUGCCCAGCGAUGAGUGAACUGUGUUCUUUGUCUAAACACUGCGUUUCAUUCCUUUGGUUUUGUUUAAAUACUGCUUCAAGUGCAAACUUAAAUUCUCCCCAUUUAGCUUUGUUUAUUAAACCGAAGUUUUCUUAACUU